UCGAACAACGCGAAGGAUGAUGGGCGGUUCAUUGGAUCUCGCAACUCACACAGCUCACGCGAGCCCAUUACUAUAUAUGUGGGAGGCCUCAGAUGUUGUCUCGAGGUGGUACCAGGCCUCCCUUGCUUUCAUUGCCUACCUCAUUGGGGACGUUUCAAUCAUUUCAUAGGUCGUCAUUUACUAGCCCAAACGUACUCUCGUUCGUGUGUCACAUACUCAGGCAAGCAUCACUACCAAGAUGUACGCCUCAGGAGUCUCAUAUCUCCUCCUUCUUGCUGCAUCAACAACGUCAGCAGUCAAUCUCCUCCCCCGCAAAGAAUCCUGCCCGAAAGUCUGGUCAGAAGUCCUCCCCGAGCUCCAAACCGCCUUUGCAGGAUGCGGCCGUGACGCACACGGCGCCAUCCGCGCCCCCUUCCACGACUGCAUCAACAACGGCUGCGACGGCAGCCUCAUCCUGACCGACGAAUGCAGCCGUGCUGAGAAUGCCGGCCUGUCCGACAUCUGCGGCAAGCUGCUCUCCUGGACCCAGAAAUACAACACCAGCGCCGCAGACAUGAUCCAGUUCGCCGCCGCAACGGCGAUAUCCGCCUGUCCCCUCGGUCCUCGCGUCAGGGCACUGGUCGGCCGCAAGGACAGCAGCGAGGCGGCGCCAGUGGGUAGCGUGCCUAGCAGCCGCGACAAGACCUCGUCGAUCCUGGAGAAGUUCGCUGCGAAGGGGUUCAGUCCCGAUGAUCUGGUUGCGCUGCUGGGGACGCACUCCGUGGCUGUGCAGGUCAAUGACGACCCAUCGCAGGCGGGCAAGAGCUUGGAUUCGACGCCGAGUUCGUUUGAUCUGAAAUUCUACUCGGAGACGCUGGAUGGAACCGCACCGUACACUUUGCAGAGCGACAAGGGACUUUCGAAAGACGGUGAGACACAGAAAAAGUGGAAGCAGUUCGCGGACGGUGAUACAAGUGCCUGGAACACUGCGUUUACUGAUGCUUGGAAUCGGUUCGCUGUUGUCGGGAAUGAUGUGGGCAGCCUGCAGGAUUGCUCGGGUGUCAUCCCUUCGGGUGCUUCGGAGAGAAGGCUUGCGAGGAGACUAGGCGGGUCGGCAGCAGCGAGAGCAUUUGUGAGGCGCUUGUAUGAUUCUUGAGUCACUGCCAAAAGCAUGGGUGUUGGAACCAAGCCUAUCACGAGCCUGCAGGCUCCGUAAAAUAUAACAUUGCAUAGGGCAACGUGGUAACAGUCGCUGCUUUCAUACAUCGAGUAUUAGUAUAUAUCACAUGAGAAGGAUUACAGCAUCAUGAGCAUUUUUAAGUCAAC
This is a messenger RNA of Boeremia exigua, 1305 nucleotides long. Its product is annotated as ligninase LG6 precursor. The transcript has 2 exons. Gene Ontology annotation, molecular function: peroxidase activity; heme binding. The record is from RefSeq and is a predicted model, not a curated record. Gene Ontology annotation, biological process: response to reactive oxygen species; cellular response to oxidative stress; hydrogen peroxide catabolic process. Lineage: Eukaryota; Fungi; Ascomycota; Dothideomycetes; Pleosporales; Didymellaceae. Bases 239 to 1135 code for a protein of 298 amino acids.